AUGAGGGGGAGAAUGCAAGAUGUUGAGUAUGAAAAUGUCCCGCCUCCGUGUGCCUCAUGUAACAGGGUGGGUCACCAAGCGGGAAACUGCCCGUAUGUGCCUCCUCAAAUGCCGAAUUUGGCAGAUUUACCAGUGGGGGGUGGAGGAACAGUGGGGAACCAGACGCCGGUCGCCGAAAGUGGUAGAGAGAGACAGGGAAACAAACCUAGUGGGGAAUUCGACGCUCUGUAUGGACUAAACGAAGAAGACGAUGGAGCCUCGACAAAUAUCAGUGGAGUUGAUGGCUAUGUAACGGACAGACGGGAAGAGAAGGAGAUUAUGUCCGCUCCAACACCAUCAAUUCUGGGGGCAAGGAAAUCGAGUUCACAUGACACUCCGUCCAAGAACAAAAACAAAGGGAAGAUGGAACCCACAAACUCUAAAAGCAAGACUGUUAACCAAAGUAAACCUAAAAUGGCCCACCUAAGCCAGCCCACUGUAAAUAUCACACCAGACCACAUAGCCCAACACAUAGAAAAUUCCCACCAGACUAAACAGACCACCUCUGUCCCAACUAGCCAACCAAUGGAUCUAUCUGGACCCACCAGCCACUCAGAAAUCACUACAAAAAGCUCCAUGUCCACUUCCAGCCCAAUAAGCCCACAUUUGCCACCCAUGACCCAAUUAGGAAGAAAUGUGUCACAAGCCCCAUCGUCUCUAGACCCCUCAAAACAUCGGGCAGUAACAAUUGCCCCUGAUACUUACUUACCUACAAGCAGGGUGAAGGAGAAAGCUUGUAUGAUAAUGGAAGAAGAUAAUUACAGGGAUAAAUCAAAUGGAGAAGAUAUUCCCCCAGAUCCCCAAGUGGUCGAAACCAAAAUGAUGUCGGAGCAGGAGGGGGUAGAAAGCAGUGGACGAUUCGAAGAAUGUGGAUUGAUGGAGGAGGACAACGUAGCCAAUACGGCGGUCUUUGAUUGUUUCUAA
Oldenlandia corymbosa var. corymbosa is the source of this 963-nucleotide messenger RNA. The record is from the annotation of a GenBank genome assembly. Lineage: Eukaryota; Viridiplantae; Streptophyta; Magnoliopsida; Gentianales; Rubiaceae.